This is a messenger RNA of Striga hermonthica, 2119 nucleotides long. The record is from the annotation of a GenBank genome assembly. NCBI's taxonomy places the organism in Eukaryota, Viridiplantae, Streptophyta, Magnoliopsida, Lamiales, Orobanchaceae.
CAUGAAAAUAACAUGUAAAACAACAAAAUUUAACAUAAAAAUAAAGGACGUACCCAUGUUCCUGAGGAGGAAGGUUAUCAACAAAAACAACCUGAAGCGGGUCCGUUCGUUGUUUUCCCACAUAUUUCCCAUCACCAGUAAAGAGCUUCUCCCUUUUGUAAUGAAGUCCAAGAAAAUAAAGAAAUGUAGGAAGCAACACAGAAUAGCACUCUACAUCCUUAAGAAUAUCAGCAUCAAUCUGUGGAGACCUUAUACAAUUAUGUUAAAAAAAAAAGAAUAUAUAAACCUGAUCAUGAUGAAGGGAGAAGAACUUUCUAACAAGAAAUUCUCGGUCAAAAGAAUUAUCAGCCUUCCACUUCAACAUCCGAGGAAUCGUAGAAAUCAAGGAAUCAUCUUUCAAACAAAUAAGACCCAAAGCAUUGUUACAAAUUUCAUAAAACCACCAUUGAAGCACAACGAUAAGACCCCGACACUUAUUGUAAACAGAAGUCUUAGUUUCAGAAAUCUUCCCGACAAUAUGCGAAAUAAAAUAUUCAAAUAUCUCUUUGCCCCAAGGAUAAUCAUUACAAUCUUCACUAUCAAUGAUAGCAACAUAGAUAUUCAACUGAACCGCAACAUCAAGGAUGCACUUAUAGCAGAGGAAAAAUUCUUCCGCAGCCGACCAGUUUACAGUGAUCUUGCUGAUCGUUGUGGGGUGCGCCAGUUGGCCAAGAAGUUGAACCAGAUUCUGGUACAACAUAUUAAGACAGUUCUCCCUGGGUUGAAAUCACGAAUUAAUGCUGCGCUUGUCUCUGUUGCGAAGGAGCACGCAAGCUAUGGAGAAAUUGCUGAAUCAAAGGCUGGGCAGGGAGCACUUCUGCUUAACAUUCUUUCCAAAUACUCCGAAGCGCUCUCUUCAAUGAUUGAAGGAAAAUGUGAAGACACAUCAACAUCUGAGCUGUUUGGUGGUGCAAGAAUCCAGUACAUUUUUCAAAAUAUAUUUGUGAAGUGCUUGGAGGAUGUAGAUCCUUGUGAGGAUUUAACUGAUGAUGACAUCCGAACUGCCAUUCAUAAUGCUACUGGUCCUAGGUCUGCAUUAUUUGUGCCAGAAGUUCCUUUUGAAGUGUUGGUCCGAAGACAAAUUGCACGUUUGUUGGAUCCAAGUCUUCAGUGUGCUAGGUUCAUCUAUGAUGAACUUAUUAAGAUGAGUCAUCGAUGCAUGGUAAAUGAGCUCCAACGCUUCCCAUUCUUGCGAAAAUGCAUGGAUGAUGUUGUUGGAAAUUUUAUGCGAGAAGGCCUUGAACCAUCACAGACAAUGAUAGGACAUAUUAUUGAAAUGGAGAUGGAUUACAUAAACACUUCCCAUCCAAAUUUCAUUGGUGGUAGUAAAGCUGUAGAGAUGGCAUUGCAAAUGGUCAAGUCAUCCAAGAUAAUAGUACCCAAUGGAAAACAAAAGGAAAUAGGAGAUUCGGAGAGAGCAGCAGCAACGGAUAGAAAUCUGAAGUCUCGGUCUAUAAUUGGACGGCAAGUGAAUGGAGUUUCUGAGCAAGUAAGUAUCUCUAGCACUGGUGGCUCAAGUUGGGGCAUAUCUUCAAUUUUCGGUGGACAUGAUAAUCACAGUUCAGUCAAAGAGAACUCAACUAGCAAACCAUCUCAUGAACCUCUUCAUAUCAUGGAGCAGAGCUGUUCAAUGAUUCAUUUAAGAGAGCCUCCUAGUGUACUGAGACCCACUGAAGCACAUUCAGAUCAAGAAGCCAUUGAGAUUACUGUUACAAAGUUGCUACUUAAGUCGUACUAUGAUAUCGUGCGGAAGAACAUUGAGGAUUCUGUACCUAAAGCAAUUAUGCAUUUUCUGGUGAACCACAUCAAGCGGGAGCUCCAUAAUGUUUUCAUCCAGAAUCUUUACAGAGAGAACUUGUUCGAGGAAAUGUUGCAAGAACCGGACGAGAUCUCCUCAAAGAGAAAGCGUACUCGAGAGACACUUCGGAUCCUGCAGCAGGCCUUUCGUACGCUGGACGAACUGCCGCUAGAAGCAGAAUCUGUCAACAGAGGAGGUUAUAGCUUGAGUACUGACAAAAUGGGCCUCCCAAAGACUCACUCAAAGUCACGCAAGUCGGGCGAGUCUCACUCAGUGUUUUAG